AUGAAACGACCUCUACGUCAAUCUUUGAGAAGACUUGUGCCAGAGCACCCAGCGGCGUUGGCCGCAUUGGAUAUCGCGCUCUCGUCCCUUCCACAUUCGAUUAUAAACCACAGCUUUCGCGUUUUUCUGUAUGCAAAAGCAAUGAAUGCCUCAUCGAACGAAGAAUCAUUACCAACCAGCCCUGUGAAAACGAUUCGAAUCGCGGACCACGUCCUAUUUGUCGCUUGCAUAUUGCACGAUAUUGGAAUAACUGAAAAAUACGAUUCGAUUGCGAGGCGCUUUGAAGUUACCAGCGCAGAUGAAGCCGCGAAUCUACUACGAUCUAACGGUGUGGAUGAGGAUUCGAUACGUGAAGCCUGGUUGGCAAUUUCAUUGCACUCAAGCCCUGGAAUUGCUGAAUAUCUUCCAGGAACUGUGGGAGCAAUGAGGAAAGCAAUAAUGGCAGAAUUUGGAGCAAUGGAUGUUCCAGAGAAUGAACUGGGCGAAGAAGAACGAGAUCUGCUCCUACAUGGACAAGAUUUAGAAAGACUCGACAUAGAAACGGAGUUGGGCGAUGCGAUUGUUCGACAAUGCCGCAAAUCACGCACAAAGGCUCCUUCGGCGUCGUGGCCCGGUGUAAUGUUGAGGGCAUUCGAACAGGACCCAGAGCACGUUGGGGCAAACAAGGCAUUUUGGGAUUGUUCUUGA
Messenger RNA from Trichoderma harzianum CBS 226.95, 687 nucleotides. RefSeq lists its product as hypothetical. The transcript has a single exon. NCBI's taxonomy places the organism in Eukaryota, Fungi, Ascomycota, Sordariomycetes, Hypocreales, Hypocreaceae. Bases 1 to 687 code for a protein of 228 amino acids. The record is from RefSeq and is a predicted model, not a curated record.